This is a messenger RNA of Lodderomyces margitis, 1329 nucleotides long. RefSeq names its product Pex14p (gene PEX14). The record is from RefSeq and is a predicted model, not a curated record. Gene Ontology annotation, biological process: protein import into peroxisome matrix, docking. The transcript has a single exon. Gene Ontology annotation, cellular component: peroxisomal importomer complex; peroxisomal membrane. Bases 1 to 1329 code for a protein of 442 amino acids. Gene Ontology annotation, molecular function: signaling receptor binding. NCBI's taxonomy places the organism in Eukaryota, Fungi, Ascomycota, Pichiomycetes, Serinales, Debaryomycetaceae.
AUGAAUGACGAGUUGAUCAAUAGUGCAGUGUCCUUUUUGAGGGACCCUAAUGUGGCAUCAGCAGCAUUAACUAAGAAAGUGGAGUUUUUGGAGUCUAAAGGGUUGAAUCAGGAGGAGAUUGAGGAAGCGUUGAAGAGGGUCAACGAACCGGAAUCAUCAUCUUCGACAAGCGUUACACCAUCGAGUAGCAAUACGACAACCACAUCUCACCAACAAUCACAGCCACAACAACAACAGUUGCCUAUUGAUUACUAUAACGUUGCGCCUCCCGUACCUGAAAGAUCAUGGAAGGAUUAUUUUAUCAUGGCAACAGCCACUGCAGGUGUAACUUAUGGAUUAUACCAAGUUGUGACCAAGUAUCUUGUGCCAUCGAUAAUUCCUCCAAGCCAGUCAUCAAUCGAACAAGAUAAGGAAGUGAUUAAUGAAGAGUUUAUCAAGAUAGACAAGAUUUUGGAGCAAUUAACGAAAGAACAAGAGGAGAUUAAAACUGCAAACGAGGAAAAGUUGAAGGAUAUAGAUACAGUCAUUGAAAACAUUAAUGAUUUCCUAGCCAGAUAUAACAAGGAUAAAUUCACCUUUGACGAUAAUUUGAAGUUGAUGAGAUUGGAAAUUGACAACUUGAGCAACUCGAUUGAAAAGAAUAUGAAGUUAAACAAAGAAGAUGUCAAUUAUGAGUUAAUCGGUCUUAAGGAUGAAUUGCAAAGUUUGAAAAACUUGAUUCAAGUGAGGGGAGCAAACUCGUCAGGCGGUAGUGCUGGUGCUGGUGUAUCGAAUGGAGCUUCCAACAAUGCUGGUAGAAAUAUAGCACCUGUAUCUUCUAUUCCAUCUGCUAGUGAGAUCUUGAAACGUGCAAAAGCCAAAAAUGAAGCUCCAACAGCUGCACCAUCGCCUUCAUCAGCAUCAUCUGCCCCAUCUGCAGCAACGACAACGCAACAGGCUUCAAGCACUCCAUCACAAGCGCCAGCCACGACCUCAAAGGACGAAACACCUAAACCAGAGGGAUCAGGGGACCGUCUUGGAGGCUGGUCAUUAGGCAAAGUUACUUCAGCAGGUAUUCCAGCCUGGCAAAUGAAGCAUAGAGAGCAAGAACUACACGACGAACUUGGCCAAGGAAACGAACUAUCCUCAUCUAUCCCAGCCUGGCAGAAAGACGGAGCUAAAUCAGAAACUAAAACAGAGGCUGAAAUUGAUGAAAAAAUCAAGAGUGCAGGAAUCCCCCCAUGGCAACUACCUUCAGCUGAAAACAAGUCUGCUGCUGGUGAAAAGUCAGACGAGAAAACCAGUGGAAUUCCUCUGUGGCAAAACGCUGCAUCUACUACAGGUGUGUAA